AUGGUUGGAAGACAGACGAUCCGCAUGGAUAGUGGAAAUGGCCCAGUGACAGUUAUGGAUGAGAGUCCCACAUCUAGCCCCAGCUCCAGCCCCAGUCCUGACAUGCUGACCCCCGACAGUCGGCGUCCGGAGACCCUGCAGCACUCCAGGGUGGUCCAGGCCGGUGGGCUCGGUGGCAGAGGGCGACCGGCAGCAGCCAACGCAGCACGGGAGAGGAGUCGAGUGCAGACCCUGAGAAGCGCAUUCCUGGAGCUACAGAGGACUCUUCCGUCGGUGCCACCGGACACAAAACUGUCCAAGCUCGACGUGUUGAUUUUGGCCACCACGUAUAUUGCCCAUCUGACUCGGACCUUGCAAGAAGAGGGGAUGGAGGAGGGAGAGAGCAAUAGACAAACAGAGGCCUUACACUCGCUGAAAGGUGAAGGUUACCUGCACCCUGUGAAAAAGUGGCCAAUGCGAUCCAGGUUAUACGUCGGCGCCAGCGGUCAGUUUCUGAACAAUUCAAAACAGACAGAAAAUCAAGGCGCAUCAUCGUCGACCUCGCAGACAUAA
Oncorhynchus masou masou (cherry salmon) is the source of this 552-nucleotide messenger RNA. Its product is annotated as transcription factor 24-like. The record is from RefSeq and is a predicted model, not a curated record. NCBI's taxonomy places the organism in Eukaryota, Metazoa, Chordata, Actinopteri, Salmoniformes, Salmonidae. Gene Ontology annotation, biological process: developmental process; regulation of transcription by RNA polymerase II. The transcript is spliced from 2 exons. Gene Ontology annotation, molecular function: protein dimerization activity; RNA polymerase II transcription regulatory region sequence-specific DNA binding; DNA-binding transcription factor activity, RNA polymerase II-specific. The coding region runs from base 1 to 552 and encodes 183 amino acids.